UAAAAACGAAACCGGAAGUGCUCAUAUAUCUAUCAGUUCUAGGGUUCUGAUCAUUCCCUUCAAUCCCCAAUUCCCCGACACAAACCCUAGAAAAAUCCAAAUGCAUCCAAAAUCGCACCAAAUCAUGGUCCAAUCACUGGACCUUCGAAUUCGCUCUCAAUCCAUAACCAAUCAUGAAACCCUUUCCGAUCUCAAACGCUCUCUCUUUCCCCAAUUCCAAUCAUCGUACUACUUCACCCUCAAUGGCAAGCCUCUCUCCGAUCACACCCCUCUCCCCCAAAUCCCCCCUCUCUCCACCCUCACCCUCCGUCACCGACUCCUUGGCGGGGGCGGAGACGGCGGCGCAACCGGCGCCGAGUCCCGCGACUGUUACCUUAACAUGUACGCUGACAAGAAACCCGACAAGGUGGACCCCAACGAACAGAGACUCUCCAAGUGGCUGAAUUGCGCUCUCUCGAACGAACCCUUGAGGGAACCAUGCGUGAUUGACAAGCUUGGAAACAUUUUCAACAAGGAAUCGUUGGUGGAAGCGUUGUUGGGGAAGAGGCUUCCGAAGGAGUUUGGGCACAUUAAGGGUUUGAAAGACAUGAUCAAUAUUCACCUUUCUUCGAUUCCCGGUGUGGAUGAUGGGGCAAAGUUUCAGUGUCCCGUUGCUGGGCUUGAAUUCAAUGGAAAGUAUAAAUUUUUGGCUCUUAGGAAUUGUGGGCAUGUUUUGAGUGCCAAGGCUUUGAAGGAGGUUAAGUCCUCUUCUUGUUUGGUUUGUCAUAAGGAAUAUGAUGAGGUUGAUAAGGUUGUCAUCAAUGGGAGUGAAGAAGAGGUUAAGGUUUUGAGGGAGAGGAUGGAGGAGGAGAAGGCGAAGACUAAGGAGAAGAAGAGUAAGAGGGUUAAGGGUGAUGAUGGUGUGAGUUUGGAAGGGUACUCAAGCUUGAGUGGUAACAAGCAUGGUGUUGAUGUUAAGGCUUUGGCUAAGGUGGAAGGGAAUCGGAAGGUUGCUAAUGGCAAUGUUGGUUUGAAUGGUGUUGUUUCUGCAAAGCGUUUCAAGGCUAUUGAUGUGGCUCCGGCAAAUGCUACCAAGGAUGUGUAUGCAUCCAUUUUCACUUCGUCCAAGAAGUCUGAAUUUAAAGAAACAUAUUCUUGUAGAUCGCUGCCACUUGGUAGAAACUGAUUGUGGUGUUGUCUAGUUUACUAGUGUCUACUGUUUUAUUGUUGUUGAAUGGACUGAAUUUUACUGGCUGUAGAAAAGAUUGACUUUUCCUGUGAUGUCUUAACUUGUUUCAUUACCAACUUAUCAUUAUGGUUAAUUUGUUGUAAAGGGUUUUUGUAAAUAUCUAUAUAUUUGGCCUCUUCUUCAAGAUGUUUCUCCUGAUGGAGACACAAUGUCCUUGGGGCAUAGUUUAGGCCAAAAUAAUAUUGUUUGCAGCAAGAGAAUUGAUGCUCCUUUUGUUGGCCAACUGAAUGGGGUUAAUCCAUCAAUUACACAGUCCAUUGAAGAUGAGAAACUCUAUUCAAUGAAGUCAAAUGAUGCCUCCGAUUUGCAGCAAAUGAAGUCCCAAGAAGGACUCAUUCAGAAUAGUUUUGGAUCCUUGGAUGACAUAAUGAGUGAAAUUGUCAAACUGGAUCAAAUGCGAUGAUGUUGAUUGAUGCAUAAAUGGAAUUUGAUGCUUACCCUGUUGGAUCAUGCUUUUGAUUCCUUCAGAUUCAACAAGAAUGCAGGAGCAUCAAAAUCGUUUGAGCUACUCUCCUGUUGUGGAGUCGUUUCAUCGUGUAAUUUCGCAUUGAUGUAAUUUCCUGUUUCAGUGAUGGACAUAGUAGUGCUAACUAAUCUAAUUUGUUCCUUCUCUUUUUCAUGCUUGUAAAGUAACUGCAUCAAAUUCCUCCCCUUUUUAAUGAUAUUUUAAGAUAAAAUAAGCAAUAAAUGAGUUAACUUCUUAGU
Messenger RNA from Abrus precatorius (Indian licorice), 1933 nucleotides. RefSeq names its product protein RTF2 homolog. The record is from RefSeq and is a predicted model, not a curated record. NCBI's taxonomy places the organism in Eukaryota, Viridiplantae, Streptophyta, Magnoliopsida, Fabales, Fabaceae. The coding region runs from base 101 to 1165 and encodes 354 amino acids. Gene Ontology annotation, cellular component: nucleus. The transcript has 2 exons. Gene Ontology annotation, biological process: site-specific DNA replication termination at RTS1 barrier; mitotic DNA replication termination.